AUGGCCACCUACAAGGUCAAGGUGGCCACAGGUUCGGACCUCUUGUCAGGGACGAUGGACUCCAUCUCGCUGACCAUUGUAGGCACUCUAGGAGAGAGCCACAAGCAGCUGCUCAACCACUUUGGGAGAGACUUCGCAACUGGGGCGGUGGAUGAGUACACGGUGCAGUGCCAGCAGGACCUGGGGGAGCUCAUCAUUAUCCGCCUGCACAAGGAGCGCUACUCCUUCUUUCCCAAGAACUCCUGGUACUGCAACUACGUGCAGAUCUGUGCACCCAACGGCCACAUCUACCACUUUCCGGCCUACCAGUGGAUCGAGAGCUAUCAGACUCUGGCACUCCGGGAGGCCACAGGAAAGACGGCCGCAGAGGACACUCUCCCGAUCCUUCUGGAGCAUCGACGGGAGGAGAUCAGAGCCAAGCAGGACCUCUACCAUUGGAGAGUCUUUGUUCCUGGCCUUCCCAACUAUGUAAACAUCCCGAGUUACUGCCCUCCAGUUCGAAGAAACCCCAACAGGCCUGAAUGGAAUGGCUACAUCCCCGGGUUCCCCAUUCUCAUCAACAUCAAGGCCACCAGGUUCCUGAACUCAAAUCUCCGCUUCUCCUUCAUCAAAACAGCCUCUUUCUUUUACCGCCUGGCACCCAUGUCCUUGGCCCUCAAAGUGCGCGGCAUGCUGGACAGGAAACAGUCGUGGAAGAGACUGAAGGACAUUAAGAAAAUUUUCCCGGCCACCAAGACAGUCACUUCUGAGUAUGUAGUGGAGCACUGGGCAGAAGACUGCUUUUUUGGCUACCAGUACCUCAAUGGCAUCAACCCAGUCGUGCUCCGCCGCUGCCAUAGGAUCCCAGACAAGUUCCCUGUCACAGAUGACAUGGUGUGUUCUUUCCUGGGAGAGGGGACGUGUCUGCAAGCAGAGCUAGAGAAGGGGAACAUCUACUUGGCAGACUAUCAGAUUCUGGAAGGCAUCCCCACGGUGGAGCUCAACGGCCAGAAACAACACCACUGCGCCCCUCUCUGCCUGCUGCACUUGGGCCCGGAAGGGAACUUGAUGCCUAUCGCCAUCCAGCUAAGCCAGACCCCCGGACCUGAUUGCCCCAUUUUCCUGCCCAGUGACUCCGAGUGGGACUGGCUGCUGGCCAAGACUUGGGUGCGCUAUGCGGAGUUCUAUUGCCACGAAGCCAUCUCCCAUCUGCUGGAGACCCACCUCAUGGCUGAGGCCUAUUGCCUGGCUGUCUUUAGGCAGCUUCCCAUGUGCCACCCCCUCUACAAGCUUCUCAUCCCUCACACUAGAUUUACUAUUCAGAUCAACAGCAUUGGGCGGGCCCUCCUCCUUAAUGAGGGUGGACUCUCUGCGAGGGCCAUGUCCCUGGGCCUGGAGGGCUUCGCUGAGGUCAUGGUGCGGGGUCUGUCAAAGAUCACCUAUGAAAGCCUCUAUCUCCCCAAUGACUUUGUGGAGCGUGGGGUGCAGGACCUGCCGAGAUAUUAUUACCGUGAUGACAGCCUGGCGGUGUGGGAUGCCUUGGAGAGGUACGUGACCGAGGUCAUCACCUACUAUUACCCAUGCGAUGCAGCCGUGGAGGCUGACACAGAGUUGCAGUGCUGGGUACAAGAGAUAUUCAAGGAGUGCCUCUUGGGGCGGGAGAGCUCAGGCUUCCCCACCUGCUUGCGGACAGUGCCUGAACUGAUCAGAUACGUCACCAUUGUCAUUUACACCUGCUCCGCCAAGCAUGCAGCUGUCAACACGGGGCAGUUAGAAUUCACCUCCUGGAUGCCCAAUUUCCCAUCCUCCAUGAGGAACCCACCCAUGCAGGCCAAGGGUCUAACCACUGAGGAGAUAUACAUGAACACGUUGCCUGAUGUGAAGACCACUUGCAUCAUUCUCCUGGUGCUUUGGACACUCAGUCGUGAGCCUGAUGACAAGAGACUGCUGGGCCACUUCCCCGACAUCCACUUUGUGGAGGAGGUUCCACGAAGGAGCAUGGAGACCUUCCGCCAGCGCCUGAUGGUCAUCUCACACAACAUCCGCCAGCGCAACAAGUGUUUGCCCAUCCCCUACUACUACCUGGACCCGGUGCUCAUCGAGAACAGCAUUUCCAUCUAG
Suncus etruscus (white-toothed pygmy shrew) is the source of this 2100-nucleotide messenger RNA. Its product is annotated as arachidonate 12-lipoxygenase, 12R-type. Gene Ontology annotation, cellular component: perinuclear region of cytoplasm. Gene Ontology annotation, biological process: linoleic acid metabolic process; lipid oxidation. Gene Ontology annotation, molecular function: iron ion binding; protein binding; arachidonate 12(S)-lipoxygenase activity. NCBI's taxonomy places the organism in Eukaryota, Metazoa, Chordata, Mammalia, Eulipotyphla, Soricidae. The transcript has 15 exons. The coding region runs from base 1 to 2100 and encodes 699 amino acids. The record is from RefSeq and is a predicted model, not a curated record.